This is a messenger RNA of Bufo bufo (common toad), 4483 nucleotides long. It is a transcript of the gene SYNGR3, whose product is annotated as synaptogyrin 3. The transcript has 4 exons. The coding region runs from base 200 to 886 and encodes 228 amino acids. NCBI's taxonomy places the organism in Eukaryota, Metazoa, Chordata, Amphibia, Anura, Bufonidae. The record is from RefSeq and is a predicted model, not a curated record. Gene Ontology annotation, cellular component: synaptic vesicle membrane; neuromuscular junction.
AGAGCAUAGGGAGAGAGACUGGGUGCAAAGAAGAGGAAGGGUCUGCAAGAGGGAGAGAGAGGAGGGGAGGGUGAAGGAAGGACUGACUGACAGGCAGACAGGCAGAGGGAUCCUACCAAGGGCAGGGGGGCUGCAUACCAACCUGCAGGGGCUAGAGGACCAGGAGAGGAAGCAGGUGCUGAGCAGUGACUCUGCAGACAUGGAAGGAGCUUCAUUUGGAGCUGGCAGAGCAGGAGCAGGCUUUGAUCCUAUAGAAUUCCUGAAGCAACCCCAGACCAUCCUGAGGAUAGCAUCCUGGGUUUUCUCCGUGGUCGUCUUUGGCUCUAUAGUAAAUGAAGGUUAUAUAAACAUCGACAGCCCGCAGCUGCACUGUGUCUACAACAGAAAUGAAGACGCUUGUAACUACGCUAUCUCUGUCGGGAUCAUCGCCUUUUUCGCCUGCGUGUUCUUCAUCAUUCUGGACAUUAAUUUUCCCCAAAUCAGCAGCGUCAAGGACAGGAAAAAAGCGGUCAUUCUGGAUAUGGGCUUCUCAGGGCUGUGGAGCUUCCUCUGGUUUGUGUGCUUCUGCUUCUUGGCCAACCAAUGGCAAAGGACACCUAAAGUGCCGGCAGUAGACCAAGCGGCCGAUGCUGCGAGAGCCGCCAUUGCCUUCUCCUUCUUCUCCAUUAUCUCCUGGGCUUGUAUGGCUCUGAAAGCUUUCCAGAGAUUCCGCCUAGGAACUGAUAUGUCCCUGUUUGCCACGGACAACUUCGCCCCUGGACCCAACGCCGGAUACCCGGGCUACCCCACAGGCAGCGGUAUUGAAACUACAGAAACCUAUCAAAGUCCUCCUUUCACCGAGAACGCAGACGUCAGCCCCAAGGGAUACCAAGCACCCUCGUACUGAUGGAGACGGGUGGACCCCGGAUGUUUGGAUGCAGAUAUAACAAGUGUACUGAUACAGUGCAGAGCAUCGAGUGACUACCGUAUCCUGCUGUACAUUCUAGAUGUGAUUACCGGAAUGAUCCCCGUAGUUAGAUGUACAGUGCACUCUGUACUGUGACAAUGAUUGCUUGUUUGUGAUCACUUCAAAAAGGUUUUCCUGUUUUUGCUUUUUUUUUUUACUUUUAACUUUUUUUAAUUUUAUUUACAAGGUGUUCCCUCUAAGGUAGGCCUCUACUCGUUAUUGGACUACAGCUAAUAGCAGAGGACAAAGGGGGUUAACAGUUCAAUAAAACCAACUCAAGAGGUCUAACCUGGCACCCCUCUUAAAGUGAAUCUGUCAGACGUCUGAUUUGAAGGCAGCAGUGGAUAGAGGAAGUGAUGCUGAACUCGGGGAUAUAUAGUUUUCUAUAGUUUCAUUUACAAUUUUCAUGUAAAACGCUGCCUAAAUGCUGCCUGCUUCUGAGCCUGUGAGUCCUACUUACUCCGCCCACACAGAAGUGAUUGACAGACCAAUCACUGUGCGUGGGCGGGGGGAAGCAGGACUCACAGGCUCAGAAGCAGGCAGCAUUUAGGCAGCGUUUUACAUGAAAAUUGUAAAUGAAACCAUAGAAAAUUAUAUAUCCCCGAGUUCAGCAUCUCUUCCUCUAUCUGAUGAUACUCUCAGAUAGGAGAUCUGGCAGCUUCCCUUUAAAAAGGCACAUACUAUCCAGAAGGACACUAGAUAGUUGUAUUUACUUUUAUGUCAUAUAGGAUAAUUUUAUAUAACCUGAUCUGAUCUAUACACAGUGGGCAAAACAGAGUAGAAUAUUAGUAUAAGUCGUUUUUAUCAUCAUUCAUACACUCAGGUUUUUGUAUUAUAUCAGAACAUUCGGCUUCUGAGAAUAUUCCUCCUGUAACAGGGAUAAUGCUGUGACAGCUCCUAACGUAAUAUGGCAGACUUUGGACAAUCCUUUUCCCCCAAACCAUAAGCUGAGACCCCCCCUAGUGACUACCUGUAGUCUGUGGGAAAACCUAUGAUCAACUAUUGAAUUACCCUACAGUGCCACCCCAGGAGAAAUGAAGUAUUACAUCCCAUUUCUCUUUAAUGGACAUAGUGGGUCCUCCAGAGAGAUGUUUUAUAUAGUCACUCUCCUCUCUGGCUACUAGAUGAGGUUUCUGAAUAGCGGGGCACCCCCACCCUAUCUAUGGAUAUUCGAAAAAUAAUUUUUGUAAACCAGACACCCCUUUCACUAGAAGUGAGGAAAGACAAUGUGGCGCCCUCAGCGGGAAGAGUGGAAUAUGCCAUUAUCGGGAAAGGAGACACGUGGCAACAUUUUUGGGAAGAAAUCAAUGACAUUUUUUGAAAGGGGGAUGAGAUUAUUAAAAGACAAAAAUAAAAUGAAAAAAUAUUUUGGUGCUUGGUGGGACGGGAGGUGGUAUGCUGACGGCAAAAUUAUCCAAAGACCUAUCCAAGCAAGCAAUAGGAUGUAACCCAGGCGACCUGUCAGAUUUCUAGGAGCUGCUGACAUCAUUGAGGCGUGCUAUACAGUGUGACACAUACCUCGAUGAUGUCAUUGGUUUACCGAUACUGGUGUUUCAGGCUGUGAAAUCUAUUGUAGAAAUUGUAAUCAAUAACCCAGACAGUGCUGGACAGAAUGAGAUGCUGAAAUCUCCCACGAAACAAUGGUCACAAAUUUUUGACUGUCGAAAAAUUAGGAAGUGGCCCAUAAAAGUAUUCUACAUAACCCUAACCAUGUUUUAGCAAGGAGCACGACUGCGCAAUCUUGUGACCAGUUUUGACUUUGCACGUAGUUAAAAGAAACCAUUGCUUUCCUAAAUUGAUCCAAUUACUCCAGAGCUGCAUUCUCAAUUCUGCUGACUUCAAGGCUGAAAUCUCCCAGAGUUCCUGGGAUAUAUGGUAAUCUGACGCAGGAAAAACUGUCCCCCAGGUGUUAAGGUGGGGAGUUUCAGAUGACAUGCUUGCUGACUGUUUCCAAUGGCAACCAGCAGAAUUGAGAAUGUAGCUCUAGAGUAUAAUAUAGACAAUAUGUAGCAGUCUAUACUAAUGAAUGUGUAAUGUUGCCAAGCAACGGGAAGCUGGCAGGGGCACCCAUAUCACCAGGAGCAUGCUGUCCCAGGGUUUAGGGGUAAAAAUUGACCCUUUGUAGUCCUAUGCAGCCUUAUGGAAACAUGUAGCAAACUAUAGCUAGCAAUAUAUUAUUCAAGGAGAGCUUCUUAGAGGGAACACUGGAUGUUGUCACCAUGCGGUUAUUCAUUUUAAAGGGGUUGUAGGAGGUUAGAAAAACAUGGCUGCUUUUUUUUUUCCAGAAACAGCACUGCUCUUGCCCAUAGGCCGUGUCUGUGCUGCAGUAUCCACAUGAAUGGGCUGCAAUACCAGACAUGGCCUAUAGGCAAGGGUGGCACUGUCUCUAUGGGAAAAAAAACAUUAGACAACCCCUUUAACAGCCUCAAUAUGAAAACCAGUCUGUUGAAAUUUAGUUUAUGUGCCUGUCGGAUGACGUGUGUCCAGUGCAUGGUGUCGCCCUUUCUAGCUAAAUGUAUCAUUGUAGAAACAGCUGAAUCUGGAAGCACAAAUAAACCUUCCAACCAUAGAGAGGAGGACCCCCAAAGUGGAAAAUUUCCCUUAACAGUCACAGCCUUUACCUGCAGCCACCACUAGAGGGAGCGCAAUGCUUACAGAUUGAGUUCAGUACCAGCUGUAGAAAUCCACAGGCAGUGGGCUCCCCCUAGUGGUGACAGCACGCAUGCGAAAAAUAUAAACGACAUUCAUGCAAUUCCUAGUAAAACCAUUGGGAGGCGCUCUGCAGGCAGAAAUCGGCGCGGAAAAUGUGCCAAAAUCUAAAUGAAUUUUUCCGCCGCCCUUAAUCUUUAGGACCCUGAUGCAAAUUCUAUAGCAGAGACGUCCUCUCAUGUUAAGGUGCACUUUGGGACCUUAUAGCCUACAGGUCGUGGUGCGACUACUACUCCUGCCCUCCUCAUUGAUGGGGAGAAAUGGCUGACACAAGGGCGGAAGAACAGAACGGACCUAAGGAGGUUCCCUUACUUCAUAGCUCUCUAUUCUAAUGCUAGUCUAUUUUUAUAGCAUUGGGAUUAUUUUUUCUUGUAAUAUUUUUUUUUGCAAAACUACAACUCCCAUCCUGCCCUGACGUAUUUUGAUCGGUUUAUCGCCAUUGAGGUAAGAGGCUUAUCGCGCCUCAUGUCUCAGUGAUGGCACUAGCUCCCGAUGUCCCGCCACAGGUAGGUCACAAUCUGGCCGGAUGAGUAGCCUCGCCACUGUUUUUUUUUUUUUUUCUCGGCACAGUUAUUAUACUCACGGUUGCCGGUCGCCACAUACGCAUCGCCAUUUCCGUAUUGGAAAAAAAACGGUUCACAAACGCGUCAGUUCUACAGUGUGGUCUGUGUGUGUCUGGACAAGUGUGACAUGUUUACAGCUAUCUGUAUAUAUCGUAUCUCCUGAAAGAACAAUCUGUGAUUGUGCGUUUUCAGUAGCGUCUCGUGUCGGAAAUGUAACUUGUUUUCUGUACAUUAUGAAAUAUUAUAAAGAGAAGAUUAAAUGGAA